UAGAGGACUAGACUCUGUUAUAUCAAAACCAAUGCCUUACCCAGUACCGACCUCUGCCACCCAUAUCCAAAUCCAAUACAAAAUAAGAGUCGUUUGACCCUACCCAUUACUCCAUCAGUGAGAGACUACGGUGAUGUUUCAGUCCAAGUCUUCUGUUUCCGUCGUCUCCUUCUCUCUCCUCUCCAAUAUUUCCAUUUCUUGAACCCCUCUUUCUCUCUAUCUGUGUACAAUUUCUUUUCCAGUGAUUGUGCGUUUAGAAAAGAACUCUGAUCACCAAUCAAUCACUUUCCGAUGGCGUUGAGCACCCAAGUUAGAGCCUCCACUGGUUCUGCUUUCCCAUGGAAAUACGACGUGUUUUUGAGCUUCAGAGGCGAAGACACCCGAAAGGGCUUCACAGACCACUUAUACGACAAGUUGCAGUGGAGAGGAAUCAGGACUUUCCGGGACCACCCGGAACUUGAAAGAGGCACAGCCAUCUCUCCGGAGCUCCUCACUGCAAUCGAGCAGUCCAAGUUUGCCAUCGUUGUUCUUUCGCCAAACUACGCUUCUUCCACGUGGUGCUUGCUUGAACUCUCCAAGAUUUUUGAAUGCAUGGAAGAGAGGGGGGCAAUUCUUCCAAUCUUUUAUGAGGUGGAGCCGUCUCAUGUGAGACAUCAAAGGGGCAGCUUUGCUGAAGCGUUCUAUGAACAUGAAGAGAAGUUUGGGGAAGAUAGUAAGGAGGUGGAAGGGUGGAGAGAUGCUUUAACCAAAGUAGCCAAUCUCGCUGGGUGGACUUCAAAGGAUUAUAGGUACGAAACAGAGCUUAUGAAAGAGAUUGUGCAAGCACUGUGGAGCAAAGUGCAUCCUACUUUAAGCGUAUUUGAUUCCACAGAGAAGUUGGUUGGAAUGGAUGCUAAGUUUGAGGAAAUAGAUGUUCUUUUAGAUAAAGAAGCAAAUGAUGUUCGCUUUAUAGGGAUAUGGGGGAUGGGUGGGGUGGGUAAGACCACCCUUGCUAGAGUGGUGUAUGAGAAAAUUUCUCAUCAGUUUGAAGUUUGCAUCUUUCUUGCUAAUGUCAGAGAGGUUUCUGCAACACUCGGUCUAGUUCGCCUACAGAAACAAAUUCUUUCCCAAAUCUUGAAGGAAGAAAAUGUUCUAGUAUGGGAUGUUUAUGAUGGAAUGACUAGGACAAAGAGAUGUGUAUGUAAUAAAGCGGUUCUUCUAGUUCUUGACGAUGUGGAUCAAUCAGAGCAACUACAAAACUUGGUGGGAGAAAAAGACUGGUUUGGUAUAAGGAGUAGAAUCAUCAUUACAACCAGAAAUCGACAUGUACUAGUCACACAUGGUAUAGAAAAACCAUAUGAGGUGAGAGGAUUAAACAAAGAUGAAGCCCUUCAGCUUUUUAGUUGGAAAGCCUUUAGGAAAUAUGAGCCAGAAGAAGAUUAUGCAGAACACUCGAAGAGUUUCGUUAGCUAUGCUAAAGGUCUUCCCUUAGCUCUUAAAACUUUGGGGUGUUUCUUGUAUAAAAGAAGUCCAGAUGCAUGGAGUUCUGCAUUGAAAAAACUACGGAAUACUCCCAACAGAACAGUUUUUGAUUUGCUAAAAGUAAGUUAUGAUGGACUUGAUGAGAUGGAGAAGAAAAUUUUUCUGGACAUUACAUGUUUUUCUUCGGGAUGUGGAGCCGAGUUUUUUAUUGAACUACUAUACAGUUUUGACAUGUGCACUCGUAUUGCAAUAGAUGUUCUUGUUGAGAAAUCUCUCUUAACUAUUUCAUCACACAAUAAAAUAGGUAUACAUGAUUUGAUACAAGAAAUGGGAUGUGAAAUUGUACGACAAGAGUCGUAUGAAGAGCCUGGUGGACGCAGUCGGCUGGGGCUUCGCAAAGACAUUUUUCAUGUAUUCACAAAGAAUACGGCAACAGAAGCCAUUGAAGGCAUAUUCUUACACUUGCAUGAAUUAGAAGAGGCAGACUGGAAUCUUGAAGCCUUAUCCAAAAUGCGUAAACUGAAGCUGCUCUACAUUCAUAAUUUGAGGCUUUCUCUUGGCCCCAAAUAUCUUCCUAGUUCCUUGAGAUUUCUGAACUGGAGUUGGUAUCCUUCAAAAUCUCUACCACCAGGUUUUCAGCUGGAUGAACUUACAGAACUUAGAUUGGUUCAUAGCAACGUUGAUCACCUCUGGAAUGGAAUAAAAUACUUGGGUAAGUUGAAAUCUAUCGAUCUUAGUCACUCCAUAAACUUGACAAGGACCCCAGAUUUCACAGGUAUUCAAAACCUUGAGAGGUUGGUUCUUGAAGGUUGUACGAAUUUAGUUAAGAUUCAUCCAUCCAUUGCAUUGCUCAAGAGACUCAAAAUUUGGAAUUUUAGAUACUGCAAAAGUAUCAAGAAUCUACCAAGUGAAGUAAAAAUGGAAUUUCUUGAAACUUUUGAUGUAUCUGGCUGCUCGAAACUGAAAAUGAUUCCAGAAUUUGCGGGGAAAAUGAAAAGAUUUUCAAAGCUUUCUUUAAGUGGGACUGCUCUUGAGAAACUGCCUUCAUCAAUUGAGCGCUUCAGUGAGAGUUUGGAGGAGCUUGAUUUGAGUGGAAUUGUUAUAAGAGAGCCGCCGUACUCCAUUUUUCUUAAGCAGAAUCUCAGAGUAUCAUCUUUUGGCUUAUUUCCAAGAAAGAGUCCUCACCCUUUGAUUCCUUUGUUAGCUUCUUUGAAGCAUUUGUCUUCAUUGACGACAUUAAAUCUUAAUGACUGUAAUCUCAGUGAAGGAGAAAUUCCCAAUGAUAUUGGUUCUCUGUCCUCCUUAGAGAGAUUGGAACUCAGAGGAAACAAUUUUGUUAGCCUUCCAGCGAGCAUUCAUUUGCUUUCUAAGCUUCAUAAGAUUAACGUGGAGAAUUGCAAAAGGCUUCAACAAUUGCCAGACCUUCCAUUAAACAACUGUUUAUCAAUAAGAACCAACAAUUGUACUUCCUUACAAGUGUUACCAGUUCCAUCAGAUUUGUGCAAAUUAUGGAGAUUUUCACUCAGUAUCACCAAUUGCCCCGACAUUGAUGGCAAUCAAGGUUCUAGUCAUUUCUUAUAUUCAAUGCUAAAGCGUUGGCUUGAGGAAACCCCUAAUCGUUGUGCGUACGACAUUCAAAUUACUGGAAGUGAAAUUCCCGACUGGUUCAGUAAUCAAAAUGUGGGAAACUCCAUAACUGAAAUUGUUGAACGUAAUAGCAAGUGGAUUGGGAUUGUUGUAUGUUCUUUAAAUGCCCCUCUAUUCAAUCCGUCUGAAGAAUUUGCACCUUUUGACGGUUUCUCUUGUUGCUGGAACGAAGAUGGCCCUGGCAUUUACGACGGUUACGGUUACGUCAGUAGGCCAACCAACCAAAUUACGUCGGAUCACCUUUGGUUACUUUUUUUGUCUAGGCAUACAUGGGAUUAUCUGGGGGACAAUCGCAAUGAGGUUAAGUUUACUAUCAAAGCCUAUUCAGCUAUAGGAUACCACAGCUUCAUGGAGGUGGAGAGGAAGGUGAAGAAAUGUGGGGCCCGUGCACUGUACGAGCACGACAUGGAAGAGAUCAUCAGCAAAAUGAACCAAUCCAACGACAACAUUUCUAUUUACGAGGCUACCCGUUCUGAUUGCGCAUAUGAAAGUGGUGGCAUUGGUAACAGAACAAACGAGGCAGCAACGAGCAGAAGUGGUGGCUCCGAUGAAGAAUAUUACUCUGCAGAAGAAUGAAAGAACUAUAAAAGACAGGGCCUUUCUUUGUGCUUGAUAUAAUCAGCCAGUGCUAAUACUGCUAUCCUUUAGUGUUCAUGACAAGUGACCAUCUCACAUUAUGACUCCUAAUUGCUACUAGAUAAUAGUCAUUAUUAAUAUGUUUCCUCUGUCUCUUAUGUGCAUGAAACAUUUCAUCAUAUGCUAAAGUAAAGAUUAGAGUUUUUGUUUUGUUUUCUGGAUUUUUGAAAUCAAAGAAAGAGAUGAGAUACGGUUCUUUGUUCUUUUCUAUUAAUCGAUAAAUGAAUAGAUUCAACCAAAAGAUUUGCAAAGCUGUUGAAUAUACGAUGUAUUACAUAAUAGAAAGAGAGGCUAUGGUUUGGUGACAAAGGACAGUUUUCAAUUGAUUACUUUCAGAACCAGAUAAUUUCUGAAUUUCUAUUUGCUUAGUUGGAUUGAGAAAUUAUCUGUUGUUCACUACAUUAUAUAUAUUUUUCAUUGCAAAUGACUUGGAUGCAGAAUAUGCUUUAAACUAUGCAGUGCAUGUUUGUAAAUCUCAACUUAAAUUUGCCAGAAGCAAGCAUUGAGAGAUGCAUUCUACUUAUUUUUAAUCAAAUCGAAACAGGGGAAGAGAAUGGGGCUUUUGGAGAGAUGCAUGGCGAGAAAAAGGUCGGCCAAUAGCGGGCAAACUCUUGGAAAAGGUUGCUACUUAACUGUUGCUUGCCUUCCCGUGGAAGCUACACAUGAAGAUCUGCAAUUACCUUGGUUUGGAGUUGGGAUGGGUUUUCGGUUUCGACGUACCAAAGGAGGGAAGAAAAGUUGUCAUGGCAGCUUUGGACCGUAAUAUUUCCUAUUGAAGCUUCCCUGUAGACGCUAUGGUUGCUAGACUGAAGGAUUGUAGACAUGUUUAGUUGGGAGGUAUCUGGUUUUCUUAAUUGGUUUCUGACUUUCUGUUUUAGUAGCAAGUCCAGAAAUUGUAUAGGGAGGAGACAUUUUUUCUUGUUUUAUGUUAUUUACUUAACCAAUUGGUUCAUCAAAA
Molecule: messenger RNA, 4702 nt
Organism: Rosa chinensis
Lineage: Eukaryota; Viridiplantae; Streptophyta; Magnoliopsida; Rosales; Rosaceae
Product: disease resistance protein RPV1
Exons: 7
Coding region: 292-3684 (1130 amino acids)
Biological process (GO): signal transduction; defense response
Molecular function (GO): ADP binding; protein binding
Source: RefSeq, a predicted model, not a curated record